CUUAGGAAUCAUAUUUUAUACUUGAUAGAAAACUACCAGACAGUGGUGAUUGUUGGAGAAACAGGAUGUGGGAAAAGCACGCAGAUUCCUCAGUACCUGGCAGAAGCUGGCUGGACAGCCGAAGGAAGAGUGGUUGGAGUGACCCAGCCUCGCAGAGUGGCUGCUGUGACAGUUGCAGGAAGAGUAGCUGAAGAAAGGGGUGCAGUACUGGGCCAUGAGGUGGGCUACUGCAUCCGAUUUGAUGACUGUACUGACCCGUUGGCUACAAGGAUUAAGUUUCUUACUGAUGGAAUGCUGGUCAGGGAAAUGAUGGUUGAUCCAUUGUUAACAAAAUACAGUGUCAUCAUGUUGGACGAAGCCCAUGAGAGGACCUUGUACACUGACAUUGCCAUUGGCUUGCUCAAGAAGAUUCAAAAAAAGCGGGGAGAUCUUCGACUGAUUGUGGCUUCAGCUACUCUGGAUGCAGAGAAAUUUCAGGAUUUCUUUAAUCAAAAUGAAACCAGUGACCCAACCAGGGAUACAUGUGUGAUUCUUACAGUGGAGGGGCGAACAUUUCCAGUGGAUAUCUUUUAUCUACAAAGUCCUGUUCCAGAUUAUAUCAAAUCAACUGUGGAAACUGUGGUGAAAAUUCACCAGACAGAGGGAGAUGGAGACAUAUUAGCCUUCCUUACUGGCCAGGAAGAAGUAGAAACUGUUGUGUCUAUGCUGAUCGAGCAGGCCCGAGCGCUAGCUCGCACUGGGAUGAAGAAACACCUCCGGGUGCUCCCUAUGUAUGCAGGACUGCCUUCGUUUGAGCAAAUGAAAGUGUUUGAGAGGGUAUCACGCAGUGUGAGGAAGGUGAUAGUGGCCACCAACGUGGCAGAAACCUCCAUUACAAUCAGUGGCAUUGUGUAUGUGAUUGACUGUGGCUUCGUGAAGCUGCGCGCCUACAAUCCCAGGACAGCUAUUGAGUGCUUGGUGGUGGUACCUGUGUCCCAGGCAUCAGCCAACCAGCGAGCAGGACGUGGUGGGCGCAACCGCUCGGGAAAGUGCUAUCGCCUUUACACAGAGGAAGCAUUUGACAAGUUGCCUCAGUCCACCGUUCCUGAGAUGCAGCGCAGCAAUUUGGCCCCUGUCAUUCUGCAGCUGAAAGCACUAGGGAUUGACAAUGUCCUCAGGUUCCACUUCAUGUCGCCCCCUCCAGCACAGUCGAUGGUUCAAGCUUUGGAGUUACUCUAUGCCUUGGGAGGUCUGGACAAAGACUGUCGCCUUACUGAACCCCUUGGCGUGAGAAUAGCAGAGUUUCCUUUGAAUCCCAUGUUUGCCAAAAUGCUGCUUGAAUCAGGAAAUUUUGGCUGUUCUCAGGAAAUUCUAAGCAUUGCAGCCAUGAUGCAGAUCCAGAAUAUCUUUGUGAUCCCUUCAAACCAGAAGUCUCAGGCAAUCCGAAUGCACCGAAAAUUUGCUGUGGAGGAGGGUGAUCACCUUACCAUGCUCAACGUGUAUGAGGCGUUUAUCAAACACAAUAAAAACUCCCAAUGGUGUCAGGAACAUUUCCUGAAUUACAAGGGUCUUGUCAGAGCUUCAACCGUGAGAGAACAGUUGAAAAAGCUGCUUGUCAAAUUUCAGGUACCCAAGAAGUCCAGCGAAGGUGAUCCAGAUCCAGUCCUGAGGUGCAUUGUUUCUGGAUUCUUUGCAAAUGCAGCAAGGUUUCAUUCUACUGGAGCUUAUAGGACCAUCCGCGACGAUCAUGAGCUGCACAUCCACCCGGCAUCAGUCCUGUACACAGAGAAGCCGCCUCGCUGGGUCAUCUACAAUGAAGUUAUACAGACCUCUAAGUAUUACAUGAGAGAUGUGACUGCCAUCGAAUCUGCUUGGCUGUUGGAGCUAGCUCCACACUUUUAUCAACAAGGAACGCACCUGUUCCUGAAAGCCAAGAGGGCCAAGGUCCAGGACCAGUGAGCAAGUGCAGGUGUGGCUGCUGGGGCUGCUUGGUGUCCCCUGCUCCAUGCUGCCCUGGCUGAGCUGGCACAGCUCAUGUGGAACCUGCAGAAGCCCUGGAAUGGGUGCAGCCUGCUUGUUGGCCCCUUUCUUCCUGCUCUCCUCAGCAUUUGCAGUCCUUGCUGGGAUCCCAGAGGAGCCUGCAUGGACAGGCAUCCUGCACUGCACCCAAGCAGAGUGGGAGUGGGCUGGGCUGUGCUCUUGGCUCACUAACCCAGCAUGACACAACAGGUGCACGGGCCUGCCCACCUCCAGGAAGGAGGAGGAAAGUCAGCCUCUCUGAGAGCCAACUUGCGGAUGCACAGUGCGGGUGGAGACAGGGUGUCCUGGGCUGGCUUUGCUUUCCCUGCUGCAGCUAUGGCUGUGUUGUCCAGUGCCAGGCAUGCACAGUGUGUAUCUUUGAAGGCAGGAGGCCUUGGAAACACUGGAGAUUUCCGCCAAGAUCAUGAAGGAUGAUGUCUAUCGGGCACAAGGGCUCCCAAACCAAGCAGCUUCUGUGUCCUCUGCCCGCAUCCCUGCCUAUCUGCAGCCAGUAGACUUUCGAAGGACUGGUGGCCCACGGGAAGGAUUGCACACUUUCCUGGUUCACCAAGGAUCUGUCCUUCCCCAGUGGACUUAGCAUUCUCUCCAAGUACAAUGCAGUGUUCUGGUGCCACUAGCUGAGCACUGGUGAAAAGCUCUUCCACUCUGACCCCAUGGGGGGUGCCUUCUUAGCAGGAAUUCACUCCAGUUUAGAUGCUCUAAACUUCUGUAGCUCAGGAACAUAACUCAGUUAUAUAGUAUUUGUCUUUUGUUUGUCAGCCUGCAUUCUUGCAAGAACACACAGGGCAGCCCUUCCAGCAGGCACUGAUUUGCCCCAGGGCUGCUUUGCUGCUGUGAUGAUUGCAUUUCAGCACAUGAUGAGGCAGAUUCUUCCCCUCACUCUUUCAGUGACAUUUAUUUUAAAUACACGUAGCUUGAAAAUUUAUUUUUGUACUCAUUUUAGUUUGGAUGUGCCACUUUUGGCACCAAACCUGUAUGUCAUUUUUAUUUUCAUUUUAUAAACAUGUAAAUAGUAGUGAUAACUUGUUAAUAAUAGUAAACCUUUAUACCUAAGAUAAAUGUAUUCCCUCCCAUC
Heterocephalus glaber (naked mole-rat) is the source of this 3094-nucleotide messenger RNA. The record is from RefSeq and is a predicted model, not a curated record. NCBI's taxonomy places the organism in Eukaryota, Metazoa, Chordata, Mammalia, Rodentia, Bathyergidae.